AUGUUAAAGCCUGGAUUUUUGGACCUACCAUCACCUACCUCUUCCGUUCCGCCAGACACGGGCGACGCUUAUGGUACCGGCCUCGCCCUCUCAAAUGAACAUCAUCAAGCAAUAAUAAAAUUUCAUGACAUAAGUCAAAAACCUUACAUUAACAAAGUAAUCGAAAAUCCACCCAGGACCCUCCGAAUUAAUUCUAAAGCUGCUGACGGUGUCGGGACACUUUUUCAUUCAAAUGUUACCGUUGAAAACAGCACUGUAACCGAUGUUUCUGAAAACUUUUUGGAUGAUCCAUCUGCCUCUGAGAUCAAUGUUAAUUCAUCGUCAGGUUUAGUCACCCCUCCCAUUCUCUCAGGCGACACUAAUAAGCGAACUCUACCCGAUAAUGUUGGUGCUCUAAUUGCCUCUCGCUUAAAAGCGGAGGACCAAUCUGAUGGAAGAAUGACAAAUUCAGAAAAUUCUCUAGAUUCAGCAGUUUCUAAUGCACAUAUAAACGGCAUAAAGCAGCCUCCACCUGAAUUCCCACCACAGUUUGGCCUCCCAUCGCCAACCCCACAAAUACCCUCUGAACCGAUGACCCUUGCAUUAAAGACUGAAGAUAUGGGGAAAUCUCCCGACUCGCUUCACCACGAUCUUUCAACACCCACACCUCUGGCUCCACUUCAUUUACGAAACUCACCAGAAAAGUCCUUGGAUCAUGAUACCCCUUCCACAGUUUCCCCUCCUGCUUCCCUUCCCGUUAUUGCACUGCCUCCAUCCGCGUCAAAACGUGAUGCUGAGUCAGUCGCUACUUCCCCUCUUUGCGAUGAUGCUGAGUAUGCAGCCGCAGCCAGAGCAGCAGUUGAUAGUGUGGUUUGUGCACUGGUAGGUAACAAAACCCCCUCUACAACUGCUUCCUUCGAUCCUGCCCUCGUAGGCACAGGGACGGAUCGCUUAUACUCUUUGAGUCUCGCUCCCAUCGGGAAGGCUGAGCCAGUCAUUGUCACAGCACCCAUGUGCUCACAUUCACUUUUACUUGCUUCAGCGGCACAGGCCUCUGCUGAGGGAUUGGCAUCCCUCACCUGCCCAACCUGUGCUACUAAUGUGCCUGUCAAACAGUUAGUGGCUCGUCAGCGGUCCAUUGAAGAAGCAAAGCAUGUUUGUGACGCGUGUGGACGAUCAUUCGUGCGAGAAGAUAAACUGAAAAGGCACAUAAUGUCGAUUCAUACGAUGGAGAAGCCACACGUUUGCCAGAUAUGCACGAAGGCCUUCUCACGAAAGGAUAAGCUGAAGGACCACCUGCGCCAUCACGACAGAGCAGCACGCACCUUCGAAUGCUCCCAGUGCCUUUCACCGUUCGUGCAAAAGUCCGACCUCAACCGCCACGUUCGCGGUGUCCACCAGGGUGAGCCCGGCGUUGGGAUCAACAUGACUGUGCGUCGCAGAGUACCCGGUUCCUCUCCCCCGUCUCGACCAUCAAAGAAGAAAAAAUCUUCUAUGGGAGCUAUUGCCGCUUCUUCUGAUGCUCAAUCCGCGGUAACCACAACAGUGUCCCAUUCGGUUGGUAAGACAGCUGAGACAGCACUAGCGCUGAGGCUGUUCGGUGGCGCAGGUCUCUCCACAACAACCGCGACCACCGUGCCAACAGUCCACCCGACUGUUGCCACCGUGCCCCAAAACCAGGCGGCGGCUCAGCAGCUUCACCCACACCAGGUGCUAGCGGCAGCCAGCAUGGUGCUGCCAUACUACCCUGCACAUGGUGGACACCAUCAAUUCGUUGCAGCGGCACUCACCGCCUCGCCGCAGAAACCCACCCCCGAGGCUGUCGCCAACCCGGCUCUGCAAGCCCAGCAACAAACGGCUCAGCCACCGGCACCCUCGAUGAUGCUCCUCACAAGGAUUGCGGCUCACGCAACCAAUCAGACUGCACCCGCUAUCGCUGUUGUUGCCUCGACUGCUGCGUCAGCGACGCCCACAACACAAUGCGAGGCGACGAUCGCAACGACAGUCGGUUCAGGCCAACAGGCGGAACACCAACAGCAGCAGCAGCAGCAACAUCAGUUGGUGGCACAGUCCCAACUACCCCAACAGCACUACCAGCAUUCGCAUAUCUCCUACCACCAGUACCACCAGCACCUGUUGCAUCAACAGGCAGCUGCCGCUCAACUGCAGGCUCAGCAGUACGCCGCCGCGGACCUCCACUACAGACAACAGCAGUUGGUGGCGCAGCACCGGGCCUACCAACAGGCGGGCUUCCUUCUCGCCAACCACCCCGCUGCUGCUGCCGCCGCCGCCGCCGGUGGGGCCUUCUUCUGCCAGACCUCCACGACCGCGGCGACCGAGGCCGGUGCUGGAAACGGCGCCGGCGUCAUUCUCUCCGCAGCCGAUCCCACAACGGCCCAGCAGCUGGCUCAACUGGCGGCGGCUGCUCACAUGCAGCAGGCCGUUGCAGCCGGCAACGGACUUCAAGUUCGUCUCUCUUGCCAGUUUCUCUUAUCUCCGUGCUCUGUUGGCGGUUUCAUUACUGUCGGUCAUUGUGCUGCUCAUGAGGCGAGUCAUCUCCCAGAGGUGUUAAAGGGGGGAGGCGAGAGGGGUCGGCGGAUCGGCUACUCAGCACUCCUCGCCAUCUACCUCUGUCGUGCAAAUUCACUUGUGAUGGCGAAUGUAAUAGCGGGUCAGCAACACCAACAAAUAGCAGCCCACCAGCAAGCAGUUGGCGCUUCACCACAGCAGAUGGGUCACAACCCCAACGCUGCUCUCUACGCCAGCUACCACCAUUCCCACCACACCCACCAUCAGACUGUUCAACAGCAGCAGCAGCAGCAGUAUCAUCAGCAGGCUCAACAUCAGCUGAUGCUUCACCACGCGAAUGCCGCCGCUGCCUGUCGUCCGGUUGUCAUGACAGCGGCGGCGGCUGCGGCAGCGGCAGCAGCGACUGCAUCAAGUCAGAAGACGAUUUCUACCCCAUCCAUAGUUGUACAGGAUCCGAGUCAUCGAUCAGAAAUCUACCGGUUGUUUCUUGUUGCUGCUCCAAUGGAGUCCCCAUGCAUUCCAGCAUCAUUAUGCUAUGACAGCCACUCCCAUAAAGCUGCUCUGUGA
This is a messenger RNA of Mesocestoides corti, 3075 nucleotides long. The record is from the annotation of a GenBank genome assembly. Lineage: Eukaryota; Metazoa; Platyhelminthes; Cestoda; Cyclophyllidea; Mesocestoididae.